This is a messenger RNA of Lathyrus sativus (Indian pea), 1314 nucleotides long. Lineage: Eukaryota; Viridiplantae; Streptophyta; Magnoliopsida; Fabales; Fabaceae. The record is from the annotation of a GenBank genome assembly.
AUGGCUCUAACAAGCGUGAAAAUGUCUGAAGAAGUUUGGUUAACUUGCGCAACUCAUGGAUUUACCACUGAAUCGGAAGAAAUCAUGGGUCUUCUCCUUGGCGACAUCGAGCAUUCGAAAAAUGGGGCUGUGACUGCAUUGAUAUGGGGAGCGUCUCCUCAAACAAGGUCUGAUCGUAGAAAAGAUCGUGUUGAAACUAAGCCUGAACAGUUGGCUGCUGCUUCAGCUCUUGCUGAUAGAAUGACUGUUUCAACUGGAAGAGUAACCAGGGUGAUAGGUUGGUACCAUUCACAUCCUCAUAUUACUGUUUUGCCUUCACAUGUUGAUGUGCGGACUCAGGCAAUGUAUCAACUUCUUGAUUCUGGAUUUAUUGGGUUGAUUUUUUCUUGUUACAACGAAGAUGCAAACAAGGUAGGGAGAAUUCAAGUAAUUGCUUUCCAGUCAUCUGAUGGGAAGCAAAAUAACAUGUCAAAACCCAUACCUCUGUCUCCGGUAAAUAGAAGCUCCAUUAUUAAUAUUGAUUCAUCACCAAGUACCUCAGAGAAUGUACCAACAAGAUCUAGUUACUUCAAGGCAGAUAAUUCAGAACAAGACACUGGUGAUUCAAGAAAUGUGGGUACUAGUAAGGGUGGGGGGAGAUCUUCAAAUUUGGGGAAUUUCUUCGCUAAUGCUGAUGCUAACUAUCAGGGGAGUGGAAAGGAUGAAGGAAACUAUCUUCUCACCAAUUCAGACGUCGGAUUUGAUGAUCCCAUGGAUAUGUCAGAAAGUAUGCAGGAAGCUAUGCACCGUUCAAAUUUGGACACAAGUGGUGCAGAGUAUGUAAGAAAAGAAAUUCCUCUCCAUGUUCUACCAUCCUUGUCUCUUAUCAACCUUGAUUCACCACUAUCAUCAUACACCGAUCUGCAACAUGUACUAUUUGAAGAGGAGCGGACUGCAUAUAAUCAAGCCAUCUUACAAAAUACAAGGGACGGGAAAACGCAUCCACUCGUUUUCAUACACCACACUUCAACUUAUCAGGCUUCCUUAUGCAAGUUGAUUGAGUAUUGUUUAAGUCCGGCAAUAAACACACUUCAAGAUCGACUCAGGGAGAAUGAAAUUCGGUUAGCAGUUCUGAGUGAAGAAGCCAAGAGUAUGGAGGUGGAGGUGUCUACGUCUAGAGGGACUGAAGCAAGUUUGGGAUCUCCCCGUCGAAUUGCAUCUCCUACACACCAAGGAAGUUUGUCUCCUCGUCAGAGAAACUCACAGGGUUCAGGUGAAUCUUUUGGUUUGAAAAGUGUACCUAGUCCUAGUAGCCGAAGCAAAAGAGGACAGUAA